AUGCCUGCUACUACUCCUACUGCUUGGAGACAGGCCUCCCGCGCCUGCUCCAGGCAUCUGUCAUCUAAUGGCACAUGGUCUGUCGCUCGUCGCGUCCCCGCCACUCGUGCCCUGAGUGCCACUCGCUCUUAUGUGACCGAGACCAAGGCUGGACACGCCCAAGUGAACAUCGAGACUGCCAUCAAGGAGGAACAAAAGUCAUUUAUGAACAAAGCUGGUGUCGCCCCAGGAGGUGUCAAAAUGCCUGGAUCCGCAACUUCUGGCGAUGCGGCUUUGAGUCCUUCCGCUGCCCUCCUCAAGCAGGCUACUGUUAUGGACCAAGGAACCCGCCCUAUCUACCUCGAUAUGCAAGCGACUACUCCGCUCGAUCCCCGUGUCCUCGACGCUAUGCUCCCUUUCCUCACUGGAAUUUACGGAAACCCCCACUCGCGAACACACGCUUACGGAUGGGAGUCGGAGAAGGCUGUCGAACAGGCCCGUGAACAUAUCGCCAAGUUGAUUAAUGCCGACCCGAAGGAGAUUAUCUUCACUUCUGGUGCGACUGAGAGUAACAAUAUGAGUUUGAAGGGUGUUGCGCGAUUUUUUGGCCGAUCGGGCAAGAAGAAGCAUAUCAUCACUACUCAGACUGAACACAAGUGUGUGCUUGAUAGCUGUCGCCAUUUGCAAGAUGAGGGAUUCGAGGUGACUUACCUCCCCGUCCAGAACAAUGGUCUUAUUCGUAUGGAGGAUCUGGAGGCUGCUAUGCGUCCUGAGACUGCCAUCGUCAGUGUUAUGGCUGUCAACAAUGAGAUUGGUGUCAUCCAGCCCUUGGACCAGAUUGGUGAGCUUUGCCGCUCUAAGAAGGUUUUCUUCCACACCGAUGGUGCUCAGGCUGUUGGAAAGAUUCCCCUUGAUGUCAACAAGUCUAAGAUCGACUUGAUGUCUAUCUCCAGCCACAAGAUUUAUGGUCCUAAGGGUAUUGGUGCUUGUUAUGUGCGCCGUCGCCCUCGUGUUCGUCUGGAUCCCCUCAUCACUGGUGGUGGUCAGGAGCGUGGUCUGCGUAGUGGUACCUUGGCUCCUCAUCUCAUUGUCGGAUUCGGUGAGGCCUGCCGUCUUGCUAUUCAAGAUAUGGAGUACGAUACAAAGCACAUCAACCGCCUAUCCAAGCGUCUGAGCGAAGGCUUACUCUCCAUGGAGCACACCACCCUAAACGGUGAUCACGAGCACCACUACCCCGGCUGUGUGAACAUCUCCUUCGCCUACGUCGAGGGUGAAUCUCUCCUGAUGGCCCUGAAGGACAUCGCUCUCUCCUCCGGUAGUGCCUGUACCUCCGCCUCCUUGGAACCCAGCUACGUUCUCCGCGCCCUGGGAAGCAGCGACGAGAGUGCCCACAGCAGUAUUCGAUUCGGUAUUGGUCGUUUCACUUCUGAUUCUGAGAUCGAUUAUGUUCUUAAGGCUGUUCAGGAACGUGUCUCUUUCCUGCGUGAGCUUAGCCCGCUUUGGGAGCUGGUGCAGGAGGGUAUUGAUUUGAAUACUAUUGAGUGGAGCCAGCACUGA
Molecule: messenger RNA, 1536 nt
Organism: Penicillium angulare
Lineage: Eukaryota; Fungi; Ascomycota; Eurotiomycetes; Eurotiales; Aspergillaceae
Product: IscS subfamily cysteine desulfurase
Exons: 2
Coding region: 1-1536 (511 amino acids)
Biological process (GO): [2Fe-2S] cluster assembly
Cellular component (GO): mitochondrion; nucleus; cytosol
Molecular function (GO): cysteine desulfurase activity; pyridoxal phosphate binding
Source: RefSeq, a predicted model, not a curated record